AUGGAGGAGGGUAGCGUGCGAGGGAGAAGGCUAGCGUGUGGGGAGAUUGUUCGAAGCAAGGUAGGAGGUUGGCAUGUAUGGGAGGUUCGUGCGAGGAAGGAGAAUGACGAUAUAGCAAAAGAGGAAGUAAAAAGAACACAUGCUGCAUUUCUGGGACCAUGGUCCAUCCGAUUUGUAAUCUCAGUGGAAGCUAGAAGAUAUGUAAUUACAGAUGCUACUGCUUCUGGACCACCGGCAAUGCCAGGCAACAUCUCUCAAUUCCAAAAGGUGAGAACGGAGGAAAAGUUUCUUGAAGGCCACCAUUCUCAAUUUUCUAAACCCAGUAGUCCUGCACUGCUCUUGGGCUGGGCGCAUAAUCUGGGCCUGUCUCCCGGGUCUGUUAGGUUGUCCUUUUUCUCUCCAAUACAAAGGGGUAAGUCUCCUAAAGAGGGGAAAGGCUUCCUUCCGGAGGAAACAAAGGAAGAAGCUGAAAAGAGUGGUCUCACCGAAGAGCACAAUGAGCCUGUAUGCCUUCAGAAUGUUUGCUAUUUGUCUGAUGAUGGCAUUAGGAGCAACAAGAAGAGGAAAUUGGAACAAGCAACUACUGAUGAUAAGCCUCGUAAUGUCUUUCGCAUUAAGCUACCCUUGACAAGGCAUAAAGAGCCAGAUGUCUCUCUCAACAGUGAAGGGUUGUGUUCUACGUCGGUAAGGGCAGAUUCUGUUUCGGAGCAGAAUGAAGUUGUUCGUUUAUCUGAUCAAGAAACUGUCAACUCAAAGGCAGGUGAUGUUGUUGGGGAGCUUGCAUCUCCACCAGAAAAAAUGCCUUGCGGUUCAGUUUUGGAGAAGGAGAGCUCCUUUUGCCACGAAUCUAAGACUUCUCGGUUCAGAAUGUCCAACAAGAGGAUGCGGAAAGCAGACUCACUAUAUAAAUACUUAAUCGAGGAUUGGGUUCCACCACCUCCUCAGUUUGAGCUUAAUGAUUCUGAUGAUCAAGAAUGGCUUUUUGAGACCUCAAAGCAAGAUAGUCAUGGAAACAAGACACUAAACGCUUCGCAUGACAUUUCGUGUCGUGAAAGUUCUUUAGUUCUGCUGCCGAAACCUUUCCCAUCUGACCUCGAGUCCUGUAAUGCCUGCUCUGCACUCUUUAGCACGGUUUCAUCUGACUUGGAAUUUUCUAGUGAUGGUAGGAAGUUUGAGAAGGCGCACUUGGGGGAUUAUGAAUGGCAAACCUGCGGACAGGUUUUUGAUCGUGUUCAUAACUUUGCAUCUAGGCUUAUUAAGUUGGAGCAUAAUGCGGAUACUUGUGUUGUGAUUUUUGCUGAAAGUCGACUAGUGGUCGAUUGCCUUUCAGUACAGGGAUGUUUUCAGCAAAACAUUACUGCUGUCACUAUUUAUGCUUCUCUACGUGUGGAUGCUUUGAUCUAUUCACUCAAUGAGAUGGAGAAACUACAAAUGAUUUGGGCAUUUUUGGAAGUACAAGCAAUUGAAAGGUUUCAUCUUUUUUCUGAAGUUGAGAAACUGGGAAAGAACAAUCCUGUUCCUCCAAGCCUACCUUCAGAGAAUGGAAUUGCUGUUGUUAUGUACACAAGUGGAAGUACAGGCCAGUCAAAUGGGGCAUUAUCGGUAAAGAACCCAUUCACGGCUUUAUAUAGUCACCCUUCGCGGCUUCUAAAGCGUUUGAUGGAGUAUAAACAAAAGCCGUGUGAGGAACCCUACCGUCACUCUGCGAUUCGAUUAAAAAUCCUCAAGCGAUUGCAAAAGGAGAGUUUGAAAACGGAAAAGCGUAAAGGGAGAAAGAGGGAGAAGAAAGAAAGAAGGAAGCAUAGGAAAGGAAGCAGUGAGGAAAGGAGUUGUAUUGGGGAUAAGUUUCAUCAAGAGGAUCAAAGGCUCCUUCCAAAGGAUAGAGGAGAAGAUGCUGAAAAGAGCGAUCUUACUGAGGAAGACAAGCAACCUCUGUCCUCUCAGAGCCUUUGCUACUUGUCUGAUGGUGGCAAAACUCAUGGUACCAUCAUUCGCAUUCAGCUGCCAUUGAGAAUGCAUAGAGAGCCUGAUGCGUCUGUUAAUGGAGCAGGGUUGUGCUCUUCUUUGGGAAUAGCGGAUUCUGUUCCUCAAAAGAAUGAAAUUUUUGAAACCCCAUUGGGGGAUAGAUCGUGUGAUAAGGAGAUGCGGACAGCAGAAUCGCUUUACCAAGAUUUGAUUGCGAAUUUGGAGGAAUCUUUUCAGUUUGAGCUAAACUAUCUUGAUGAUCAAGAAUGGCUUUUUGGGUCAAGAACGCAAGAUAGGCUAGGAUACAAAAGAUUGAAAGUUAGCCAUGACGUCACAUGCCAUGCUGAUUCUACUUCUAGGCUGUGUGCUCGAUACCUGUCUGAGGCUGAUGUUCAUGGAUUACCUUACACAAUUCCAUUUUGA
Dovyalis caffra is the source of this 2388-nucleotide messenger RNA. The record is from the annotation of a GenBank genome assembly. Lineage: Eukaryota; Viridiplantae; Streptophyta; Magnoliopsida; Malpighiales; Salicaceae.